Messenger RNA from Vitrella brassicaformis, 1970 nucleotides. Lineage: Eukaryota; Vitrellaceae. The record is from the annotation of a GenBank genome assembly.
CUAGUCAUUCAGAUGGAGCCCACACACAGGCAUCCCAUCAUGUGGCCGGCUACUUAAUUACAGAUGCACAGAUGCAGCGUGUCGGCCAAUGCAUACACACAUACGCAUAUGCACGUGGAAUGACUGCACAUCUGUAGCGUCUGCCUGCCUGCCUGCCUGCCUGUCCUCCUCUCUCCUCUCCUCUCCUCUCGCCCCUUUACACCACACACAUUUGUUGCGCAAGUGAGCAGCCAACCAGCCCAUCUGAGCGACAGAGCAGUCAGCCAUUAAUUAGAUAACACACACCACACCACACCAAACCACAUCUGCACUGGUUCUGCACACAUCCAUCCAUCCAUCCAUCGUGGUCAUGUCCAUGCAUGGACGUACAGUACACGCACUCUUCUGUCUGUACCAAUCCAUGCCACCCAUGCACACACGACACGCAACGCCAUGCAAUGCCGAUGAGAUGACCCCUACCUAUAUACACCUUCAUGUGCACGAAAAAGUGAGCGCCGUACACACGCAAUCAUACCACUUGCCACCACAUCCUAUCCCUUCACUCACAAACGCCCACCCGCACGCCCACCCGCCCGCCCACAUCUCACUAGACACCUUUCCCUGGCGAGUGCUGCCCAUCCUUACUAAUCCCCAUCAACCUCUCCUUCUCCGCAGUGGGCUCUGGCGCCUGCUCCGUCCACAGUGGGCUCCUCCUCGCACCAUUGGUCAUGCCCAUCUCAUAGUCGCCCUCCUUCUCCGAUGCGCUCGUCUUCUCCACCAUGGUCAUCUCCGUCUCGCUCGACGCUAGGCCCUUCUCGGCCGCUGACGGGGACUUGCCCUUCUUGUCCAUCAGACCAGCGCCGCCGCCCGCGCCCAUCUUGCCCUUCUGCCGCUCCUGCUCCUUCCACUUGCGCAUCUCGGCCGAGUACCAGAAGGCGCCGAUGGCCGUGGUGAUGAUGCCCACCCCCAGUGUGGGUGACAUGACGCCGCCCAGCAUGUAGACGCUCAGCACGCAGGUCAGCACCUGCUUGACGUUGCCCGCGAUGUUCAUCGUCAGGGGCGCCACGAGGGCCGCCGUGCGGAAGGACACAAAAUUGAGGAAGAAGGCCACCCAGCCGAGAAUGAACAGAUGGCCGACGAGCACCCAGCUCAUGUUGGGGUCCACCAAACACCGGCCCACCUCGCCGAACACCCAGGAAAGACAGAGCAGCUGGACGGCGGCGAGCGGGCAGAGAUAGCGGAGGAGGUCGAGGGACGACAGGCCGAGUGAGCCCACUUGUGUCUGCUGGGUGAUGAUGCCCUUGAUGGCCGCGAUGGCCGAGCCGAACACCGUCAAGGCGAGCCCGAAGAGGUCGAAGCCCACCUCGCCCUUGAUGGUGCAGGCGACGCCGAACAUGACGAUGAGGAUCGCGGGGAGGAGCUUCAGGGGGUAUCUGGUGCGGAGGGCGACGAAGGAGAUGACCAUGGUGAAGAGGGGCACGGUGGUGCGGACCACCUGGUGCAGGUUGACCGACACGGCCAUCAGCGAGGCGUUGCUCAUCCAGAUGUUGACCGUGAAGAUGACACUGAACCAGCUGACCACCUUCCAUCCGGCCUUGGACAGCGGCUUGGGCGAGUAGGCGCCGAACAGUGCCGCGAGGUUGACGCCCAGCGUGGUGAAGACCAUGUGUACGGUGGUCAUGAGGAGGGGGUAGGGGAACUUGUAGAUGCUGAACAGCGCCUUGCAGUACAGCGUGAUGAUCACGUUGAACCAGAACCACGCGUUGAGAUAAAACAGACCCGUCAUCUUGCCGGACAGCAUAGACGACGACAGCGGCUCCGACGUAGCGGGGGCAGGCUGCUUGUGCAGAAGACUCGAGGUGCUGAUGCUGCUCUUCCCUUCCCCGCUUGACAUGGCGCGACGCUCUCGCAGCACCGCCAGCUAUAGACUCGGGUAGAAAAUUGCCUUGCCGUUGUGGUGCUGGUUGCCCCUCUCGCGUACAGUCGUCCCG